Darwinula stevensoni is the source of this 1667-nucleotide messenger RNA. Lineage: Eukaryota; Metazoa; Arthropoda; Ostracoda; Podocopida; Darwinulidae. The record is from the annotation of a GenBank genome assembly.
UCUCUCCCGUCCAGGUCUCUUCGUUGUUCUUCUAGAUCGAAGGAUUCCUAGUGAGAAAGAUGGAGGGAAAGACGGAGCUUGUAACGCCCAGCACCUUCCUGCAGAAGGAUAACAAGUUGAAGACAGGCUUGGCUCGCCUUCAUAGCAAGAUUAGCACUGCAGUUGGACCAGAGAAGCCCAUCGAUCUGCUGUUGAGAUACGUUGGGUUGGGGGGAAAAACGGAGGUAGCCGGGAUGGACAUGCCGUAUCACCUCCUCGAGGGACUGGGCCUCAAGGAGCUGGAGGAGCUCAGGCGAGAUAUAGAGGUGUACAAGAAGCUCGAGACGAGUGAUAAAGGGGAGUUCUGGAAGGACAUGGCCAUCAUAGUGGGGGGUAAGCUGAGGAAGCUGUCAAGGAGCGAACACUCGACUCAAGCGGAAACCCACGUCUCCAAUGAGGAAUCCCUAAUUUCCAUGCUCAACGUGCUGAUGGCCCGAGCUCGACUUUGCGAGAACCACCAGACCAGGGUCAACAAGCUGCAGCAGAUGAAAGAGAGAACGACGAAUGGCAAUGCGUUGAACGGAGAGACGAACGGCUUUCCCUCCCCACCAUCUCGCACGGCUCCAAGAUCUCCGAAUGAAGUCGAAGAGGAAAAAGCUGAAAUAAGAGCAAUGGUACUGGAGCUGAUUAACAAGUGCAACAAUAUCCAGCACGUCGAAGAAUCUGCAAUGAGAGAGAGUUCGCCAACUGUCGAAAAAGUCGGGCUGAUUUCUAAGGAAAAGCAAGUAGAAGUGGACGAUUGUGAUCUUUCCUCGAAGGAAAACACUAAUGAAUCCGGCAAGUUUUUCCUCCCACAGCCAGAUCUGAUCGCGAAGCACGGCUACCCCGUGGAGACUCACGGUGACAUCAGACGGGUACAUGCUAGACAUCCACCGGAUCCCCCAUGGUUCGAGCGGACCCGGCAAGGGACCCCGGAUCCCCGUCCUCCUCCAACACGGCCUUCUUUGCUCCUCGGCCGACUGGCUCGUCAGCGGACCCGGAAGGGCACUCGUUGGCACGAGAUGGGAAAAUUCGAUCUGCCGGCGAUCCUGGACGCAAUGACAGAGAAGACGGGGCAGGAAAAAUUGCUAAUGCACCCCGUGUCGUACCCUUGCCACUACAAGACCCAGGAGUCGCUAGUCGCUGGACUUAUGUCGACAGCGAAGGACAGGUACGUACCCUACCCCGGGCACCGGUCCCAGCUAGUGUACCGGUCCCACAUUGGGAUCUUCGCCCCCUUCGUCAAUCCAGUGCAGGCCGUGCUUGAUGUGCUCCUGUGCCAUACGCCAGCGGGGACGUCCGCUCAAAACAUCGUCCAUUUCGCCCAAGAGGUUUAUGCCAAGAAAUUCCAGCAAUACGACUGGGGAAAGGCGAAGAACUUGAAACGCUACGGCAGUAUUGAACCGCCCGAGUACGACUUGUCCAAGGUCAUCACACCGACUUUCCUCUAUUGGGGAAAGAAUGAUUCUCUCGCCGAUCCCACGGACGUGGAGUGGUUAUCGAACCGAUUACCGGCGUCGUGCCUGAUCGGUUGUUACCCAGUGGAUUUCACGGAUUGGAAUCAUCUGGACUUCCUCUACGGUGAGGAUGCCAAGAAACUCGUCUAUGACAAGAUGCUCAACAAGAUGAAACUUAAAAUAGAUACAUAG